Ectocarpus siliculosus is the source of this 3130-nucleotide messenger RNA. The record is from the annotation of a GenBank genome assembly. NCBI's taxonomy places the organism in Eukaryota, Phaeophyceae, Ectocarpales, Ectocarpaceae.
AUGGAAGGAAGCGGUUUGGACAGUGAGGUUUCGGAAACUGAUGCGGGUAUCGGGUUGAUGGCGGAGGCAGAGAUGAGGGCGGGGCUGGGCGCUAGAAGAUCUUCGAGAACGUCGAUCUUCAGACAGAGCAGCGGGGAUCUGUUGUCGCUCGCUGCUGCGGCAGGGAAGCAGCAGCAGCGCGGAGGUUUGCUGCAGGACCUAGGCAGACGACGCGGAGUCAAUUCCCCCACACAAGUAGUUCCUGGGCCGUCUCCCGGACUGCGCCCCAGAACUCCCGACCAGAAACACAUUACUUCUCCUUCCGGUCUCAUGCGGGGCUGCGCGGAAGUCUCCUCUCCCAGUCCCCGAGCGUCGACUCCGGCCUCUGCUGCUACAGAUGGUACUAGCGUGGUCAAAGCGAAAGCACCAGGGGGAGGCGUUCUUAGACCGCCCGGGGGAGUUGCGCCGAAGCCCCCCCCCGGUUCUUCUUUCGCCGGCGCCGCGGCGGCGGCGGCGGCGGCGGCGGCGGCGGGGUUGCCUGUGCCCGUCGACGGCAGAGGACGGGCCGGACGAGACUACGGCCCCGGCAUCCCCGUGACUCGUAUCGCAUCGUGGUCAACCUUUGGGGACGAAGGCGGCGGAACCAUCUUCGGGGAUGACGAAGCCGACGCUGCGCGAAGAAGGGGAGAGGGGGGCGGGCGUGACGAGGAGGGGUCUUCGCAUAUCCGGGUGGCGGGGGGGGGGCUGAGGCGACAGGGGUUGAAAGGCGCUUCUGGUGCGGGGACUCCGGGGCAGGGGCCGAACGAAGAGGAAGAGUCUUCUCGGUCGGCAGACUGGGCGACGAACAACCAAAACGGAAAGGCGAGCUUCUUGAGCGACGAGGAUCGUGCGAUAGAGGCGGCUCAGGGGGGGGAUCUGGCCGCGAUCAAGGCGUUCCUGGACCGGGGCGGGGACAUCGAGCUUCGCGACUCGCUGGGAGGGAUGACGUUGCUGGCCUGGGCGUCCAGACGGGGACACACGGAGUUGGCCCGACUGCUGCUCUCCAGGGGGGCGUCUGCCACAGCGAGGGACGGGAGGGACAGGACCCCGCUCCACCGCGCUUGCUCGGGCUGCAACCCCGACGUCGUGAAGGCGCUUCUUGAGGCCGGAGCCGAUCCCAAUGCGCGAGACCAGACGUGGAGAACCCCGUUGCAUCGGUCGGCUCGAUGGGGAUCACCGGGUUGUACCACCAUGCUCCUCGACGCUGGCGCUGACAUUGAGGCUAGAGACAAGGAGCUGGCUCGAACCCCGUUGCACUCUGCGAGCAGAUCGGGAGGGCUGGAGACCACGCUCGUUCUGCUCAACAACGGCGCCGACUUGAAUGCCAAGACCGUUGCUGGGAAUACCCCAUUGCACUUGGCGUGCGAUCGGGGGCUUUUGGGGAACGCGAAGCUAUUAAUGGAGUGGGGGGCAGAUGCCACUGCUAAAAACGAGGCCGGCGCUUUACCGGCAGAGGUGGCUGCCCCGUGGGUGGAAGACUCGGUAAAGGCUAGCAUGCAGGAGUUGCUGGCGCCUAGAAGACAGCCUUCGAAGGAGGGCUCCGAUGCUACCUCCCACACCAGACCAACGCCAGCGGUGGUUCGGCCGAGACCGAAAGGAGCAGCGGAGGAAGAAGCGGGGUUAAUGGAGUUCAUCCGAUCGCAACGAAAUUCCAUGGCGGAGUGCCCCGAGUGCCAACAGGACAUGCUCCGACAGACCCACGCCUUCAACAGCGACGGUGUGCCCAUCGGGCUUUCGAGUGCACACGGCACUUACAGGAUCUCGUCCGCCGGGAGCCCGGGAAAGGUCAAGAUGUGCUCCGCGCAUCGCGCGCGAGCGCAGCCCGGCGAAGGUGGCCUGCCCGGGCUCGACGAGGGCUUUCAGCGCGGCCUGCUAGGAGAUGCCAUGUUGGGGGAGGGGAUGAGCGAGUUUCGUCCCCGGAAGGGGAUGGGCAAGAGCCGAAAGAAGCAGCUCUCGUCCAAGAGCAAGUACGAGGGAGGAUGCUGCAGUGUACAAUAGUAGGAACAACUCUACCUGCCUUGGUUCUGCAUGGCUGGAGCCGUGUGGCCGGCGAGGUUUGCAGCAGCGUGGCGGAGGAGACACGGGGAGAGGGGCCAAGGCCAGGCGGAAGGGGGUGCAUCCGGUCUUUCGGUAUGGAACAUGUGUGGGAGCAAACUUCAGUUCGUGCUGUGCCGUCCGGUGUGUUUGUUCAAGGGGUUCACUGACAAGCUGUCGGAAGAGUAGUGCUGUCUACUCUCCAAGUACAUGUGUCGAGUAUGAGUGCCAAGAGUCCACGGUAUUUUUGCGUCUUGUUGUCGUUUUUCGUUGAUGACAUCUGUCACUAUUUGUCGCGGGUCCUGUCUGACAACGGGACCCCCUUAUAUGGGUGUGCUCAAUUUACGUGUUGGUGUUCGCAUCGUAUUGUCUUCCGUAUUCUAUUUUAUCCGUUUUUUUAAGACCUUGUAGAAGUACCGUGUCGCGCACGCUGACCGAGCGCAAGCUGUUUGUUUUGCAGCAACAGCAGCACCAUUAGGCGGAACGCAGGCAUGCAUGCCUGUUUGUGCCGUUCCUGCGACUGCUGUAGGACUUUUGUGUGCAGGGGACACCCGACGUGUAGCUUUCUCCUACGCGAUAAGCAUCAUGCAUACAGCGGCGUGCUAAAGUCUGGCUGAUGGUCCUCUGGCGAUUUACGGAGAAGAGGUGCAUCCCUACUCUUGAUACUUUUGAGACAACUUCUUGUCCAAUAUUCCCGACUCAGAAAGCCGUUGGUUUUACGCUUCUGCCGAGUCCAGAAGUAUGUUCCACGUUUGUUAUGUGUAGCCCGUUCUUCUUCUUGUCUUGUUAUCAUGGAAAGGCGUUGGUUGUCCUUGUAGAUAACGAUGGGCGGUUUUGGUGUCGCACAUGCAUGUAUACUUGGCUCAUCCAUGGCGUGUCAUCGAGGGGUGUUUUUUCGUGGGUGUCGAGAUGGUGAUUUAUGCGUCUGCUGCGGGUGGUCUAUGGAACCUCCCAACCUGUAGAAACUGGAGCGGAUGUUCACUGCUACGGUAGGAGAAGGGGUUCCGCCAUAUGCGUAUUACUCUGUCAGUGCAAACUAGCGUAUCGCUCGCGUCGUGCAUAGCUGGGUCGAGUGUUU